Molecule: messenger RNA, 1050 nt
Organism: Pseudophryne corroboree (corroboree frog)
Lineage: Eukaryota; Metazoa; Chordata; Amphibia; Anura; Myobatrachidae
Product: C3a anaphylatoxin chemotactic receptor-like
Exons: 2
Coding region: 1-1050 (349 amino acids)
Biological process (GO): phospholipase C-activating G protein-coupled receptor signaling pathway; inflammatory response; positive regulation of cytosolic calcium ion concentration
Cellular component (GO): plasma membrane
Molecular function (GO): G protein-coupled receptor activity; complement receptor activity
Source: RefSeq, a predicted model, not a curated record
AUGGUGGAAGAAGGAUGGAGUACAGAUAUGAUAGAUGGGGUACAGGGAGACAAAGAGAGGAGGGAGACAACCAAAUACUGGAUAGAGAUACGGUUUGGAAUUCAAUUCACCAGGACGUUCAAUGUUACGGACAGUGAAGGCUAUAACUGGAUUUACAAAACCGCCAUAUUUGUCCGCUCAUUUUUCGAAAUCUUUCGGAUCCUGUCUAAUAUCUUCUACAGCAUCACAUUUGUUUUGGGAAUUACAGGGAACGGCUUAGUUAUCUGGAUUGCUGGAUACAAGAUGAAGAAAGCCAGCGCUGUAUGGUUCCUCCAUCUGGCCAUAGCUGAUUUCAUAUGUUGUGCAUCUCUUCCUUUUAAAUUUGGAGAAUGGGCUUUGUAUAUAGAUAAUUAUGUUUUCAACACAUUAUGCAAAAUCAGUACCGGUGUACUGUAUAUUACCAUGUGUGCUAGUGUCAAUUUUCUGUCCGCCAUGAGUAUUGAUCGCUGUGCAUCGAUAAUGUGGCCGCUUUGGUCUAAGAUUCAUAGAACACCAAACCGUGUCCGCACAAUUUCGGUACAAAUUUGGGUUUUGAGUCUAAUGUUAAGUGUUCCUCAUGUGGCAUUAAAUGUUGCCUAUAUUGAUAUUUCUGAGUGUAUAGGAAAAUGUGCUUUAACAACAGCUCAUGGAAAGAUGAUGAAAAUCAUCAGAUUUGUCACAAUGUUUUUGCUUCCUUUCACCAUUAUUCUGUUGUGUUAUGGUGUCAUCCUUUCUAAACUUAAAAAUGUUAAAAGACCAAAAAAAUCUCAGCGAUCGUACAGGAUUAUCAUUGCAGUUCUGACGUGUUUCUUUAUCUGCUGGUUUCCAUAUUACACUUGGCCAUUAGUACCAACAAAUUACAUACCAUUGCACAUAGAUAAUACAAUAAAUAUUAUGUGUGUCUGUAUGGCUUAUUUCAACAGUUGCAUUAAUCCCAUCCUCUAUGUCUUCAUAGGCCAGGACUUUAAAGAGUCUUUUAUAAAAUCAAUACCUUCCAGGCUGGAAAGUGCUCUAAAUAAGAUCUCUACUUAA